Molecule: messenger RNA, 2730 nt
Organism: Clupea harengus (Atlantic herring)
Lineage: Eukaryota; Metazoa; Chordata; Actinopteri; Clupeiformes; Clupeidae
Gene: sox7
Product: SRY-box transcription factor 7
Biological process (GO): cell differentiation; positive regulation of transcription by RNA polymerase II
Cellular component (GO): nucleus
Molecular function (GO): DNA-binding transcription activator activity, RNA polymerase II-specific; RNA polymerase II cis-regulatory region sequence-specific DNA binding
Source: RefSeq, a predicted model, not a curated record
CAGUCACGUUUGGCUAUGUUUUGGUGGAAACAACUAAAGCUUACAACUUAGUGACGUCCUUUUGUAGUAAAGAGUGUUGAAAUAUUUUCCUUUCUUUUUUUUUCUGUCGCAGGUCUCAAGUUGCAAUCAAGGAGGAGCUGAGAAUCCUUCGGGCCCAUGUUGGAACCUGCUCCACAAAUAUAAAGAGCUGCCUCUCCAUAACAAGGGAAAGACUGAAUCACAGCUUUCGAGGAGGAGUCGAACGGAGCGCACCGUGCACAACGAGACGCACAGUGGCACCCAGCAGCUCCUGUCAUUUAGCAUAGGUUGGUCUGAAAACCAAUUUGGUCUCACAUGAUUUCAAGGUUCUGUCACAAUUUCUCGUCAUUUUUCUUUUGGAAUGAUUUACUUACUUAGGCUACUUUUUUUCAUUUAAAAAAAUAUCAGUUCACCUAAGUAGGAUCUAUGCUCUAUUGUUUUUAAUUGACCGAGUAGAAUCAGUAGUAAUUAAAAAAAAAGUUUAAAAGAAGGGAGAUUAAGAGCCGCAGCCAACGUCUGCUCCAGUGCAGGGUUCGGGAAUGGCGGCGUUAAUUAGCGCAUACUCCUCUUGGCCGGAGAGCUUUGAAUGCUCUGCGGGAGAUGGAGACGUCCCUGACGGACACACCUCUCACAGAAGUUCUGUGGACAAGACAUCGGAGCCGCGCAUCAGGAGACCCAUGAAUGCUUUCAUGGUGUGGGCCAAGGAUGAGCGAAAGCGCCUUGCCGUUCAGAAUCCCGACCUACACAACGCAGAACUUAGCAAGAUGCUUGGAAAGUCCUGGAAGGCUCUGACUCCCCCGCAGAAGCGUCCGUACGUGGAGGAAGCGGAGCGGCUGCGGGUGAAGCACAUGCAGGACUACCCCAACUACAAGUACCGGCCCCGCAGGAAGAAGCAGCUCAAGCGCAUCUGCAAGCGCGUGGACCCCGGCUUCCUCCUGGGCGGCCUGCCCCCCGACCAGAACAUCCUGCCAGACCCACGCAGCUGCUGUCACCCGCUAGACAAGGAUGAUGACGGAAGUGUCAUCGGAGGCGGUGGAGGAGGGUUCUCGUCACCGUCCCUCCCCGGCAUGAGGGUCUUCCGGGAUCCGGGCAGCUCCAACAGCAGCUUUGACACCUACCCCUACGGCCUGCCCACACCUCCAGAGAUGUCCCCUCUGGAUGUGGUGGACCACUCAGAGCACCCGUCCUUCUACCCUGCCUCUAUCCCCGUCAGCUCCAGGUCUUGCACUCCACCCUCAGGCGCGUGCCCCGAUGACAGACGCCUGGGCCCGGCCCACUUGAGUAACCCACCACCCUAUCACCCAGACUACUCCCAGCAGGGUCCUCUACCACCUCACCACCACUGCAGCCCCCACAUGGGCCACCACAUGUCUAUGUCCCACCAGCUCCACACCCCUCCACUCCCCUACUACGGCGCCUCCUUCCCCCAGAUCCAGAUCCACCAUCAUGGGCUGCAGGGACACUUGGGCCAGCUCUCCCCUCCGCCGGAGCAAGGUCAGCUGGAAAACCUGGACCAGCUGAGCCAGGCCGAGCUCCUGGGCGAGGUGGACAGGGACGAGUUUGAUCAGUACCUGAACUCCAACUCCGCCAGUGGCUACCACCACGGCGAGCAGCAGGGCACCAUGACAGUGACAGGACACAUCCAGGUGACUGCCGCCACUGCCUGCUCCAGCAGCAACACAGAGAGCAGCCUCAUCUCUGUGCUGGCAGACGCCACCGCCGCAUACUACAACAACUAUGGCCUCUCCUAGAAACACCACUGGACUCCUUACGAUUAGAAGAGAGCUGUGGUUAAUUGGGACAGGUCAUAUCAGACUGACGGUUAAAAGGCGGACAAAUGAGGAGAGGACAAGGAGACGAGGGGGAGAUGGACGGAGACAGGUCAAAGGUCAUCUCAGGGAUCAACAGAUGUUUCUCAACUUUAAUGUUGUCGUUCCAAAAAAAAAAGGAGAAGUGAGGAGAGAAGAAAAAAAGAAAGCAAUCUAAUGAGCUGAUUUUGUUCUCAUAUAUAGUUUAGUCUGUCACUGAAGCAUGUACAUAUGUGCUCUUAGGCUUAUUUAAGUAUUUCUAUGUUUUGCAUUUUUCUUAUUGUACUGCUGUCUUUUCGGUUGGAAUUGCCUUCAUACACAUUGUAUGAACCUCAUGAAUUGUUUUUUACCUCAGCAAUUUGUAUUUAAAGGAUGCUGGUUGAGUAUGCAAAAAUUCCACAUGACAUAAUAAUGGUGAAUGAUGAAGGAAGUGCAUUGAAUAACUUUUUUCCACAUAGUUCCUAAACAUAUAUAUGAAUACUUACUUAAAUAUCUAUACUCAUAAUCGUUAUGACCGAGAAUAAUAAUGAUAAAUAUUAUGGUAUGCUGAUCUAGGAUUGUGAAAUUGAAUUAAUUUAAUUAAGCACCAGUUUUUAUAUUGAUAUUAAUGCUAUCCCCUCCCAACACCUUCCCACACAAAAAACUCUAAAAUGACUUUGAAAUGAACGUAAAAAUGCCUGUACUUAUGUAUGAGAAAUGUACAGUAUAACUAUAAAGGAAGCUGGAUUCACAGAUUACUGUGUGUGUUCUCACCGUAAUAUCUGGCUGACACCAUCUGUAAUAACGUCAAAGUGAAUGAAGGAGCGUAGGUGCUCCUUAUUGUUUUGGGAAAUUUGAGAAGGACCGUUCCCAAAGACCUGAUUAGACCUGAAACAAUUGUAAUAAAGAAGUCAUUUUAAACCAA